Molecule: messenger RNA, 465 nt
Organism: Giardia duodenalis
Lineage: Eukaryota; Fornicata; Diplomonadida; Hexamitidae
Exons: 1
Coding region: 1-465 (154 amino acids)
Source: RefSeq, a predicted model, not a curated record
AUGAAGGUCUCAUCGUUGUUGGCAGCCAUAAGUACGGUGUUAGUCCUCUUAACAGGAGUGUUUUUGGGGCUAAAGCUUCACAUUCACUUCACUCGGGUUCCGUGUCUUUCUCACCGAGCCAAAGGCUUGCGAAUUUCGUUCUUAACAAUACAUAUUAUUGCGGCGGCAUUUGCUCUUGUCGCAGCUACUUAUCACAUCUAUGAUGUUAAGGCAUAUAAGGCGAUUACUUUGAAGUCUCUAUUUAACGCCGGUUGGUGGUCGUUCAUCAUGAUGAUCUUGGACGCCUUGACAGGCAUUGGAAUCAUGGUUAUGCCCGUGCUGAUCAGGCGAUGCAGGGGUCGGAUUCGCCCGCCUCUAUACUUUAAGAUCAUGAAAACUCUCCACGCAGGACUGGCACUGGGCAUCGCUCUUGGCAUUUUCUUCUUCCAUAUCAUGGAGCACGAAAUCUACAUAAGAUUGGGAUGA